Messenger RNA from Lobosporangium transversale, 3404 nucleotides. RefSeq lists its product as hypothetical. The record is from RefSeq and is a predicted model, not a curated record. Gene Ontology annotation, molecular function: ATP hydrolysis activity; ATP binding; P-type calcium transporter activity. Gene Ontology annotation, biological process: intracellular calcium ion homeostasis; calcium ion transmembrane transport. Bases 208 to 3264 code for a protein of 1018 amino acids. The transcript has 4 exons. Gene Ontology annotation, cellular component: plasma membrane. Lineage: Eukaryota; Fungi; Mortierellomycota; Mortierellomycetes; Mortierellales; Mortierellaceae.
CGUUUUUCUAUUCUUCUUUCUUUUCUCUCUUUCUUGCCAUUCUGUCUGAUCCACCUUCUCCCUUUAUCAUACAGACUAAGCAAAUCUGUCGACCUUCGCGUAUUUCCUCUUUCCUUCAUUUCCAUUUCACUGCAUACAUAUUUCCACAUCCUCAUAUUCAACUUUUUUGUGAAUUAAAUUUACAAAGGUUGUAUUCUUGCCAAAGGUAUGGGUAAGAAGAAAACAGUCAAUCUCGAACCCGAGACUCCCUAUCACACCUAUACAGUCGACAAGGUCGCUGCUCACCUCAAGACCUCCGUUGUCGAAGGUCUUUCCUCUGAAGAGGCUGAUGCUCGUCUCAAAACCUAUGGGGCCAAUGAGCUAGAAGGCAAUGGUGGUGUCAAGUGGUACAAGGUGCUUCUGCGCCAGGUUGCUAAUGUUCUCGUCGCUGUUCUCACGAUUGCAUCGAUCCUGGCAUUUGCAACGAAGGAUUUUGCCGAAGGAGGUGUAAUCCUAUUCAUCAUCGUCAUGAAUGCUGCUAUCGGAUUCUGGCAAGAGUUUAAUGCUGAACAGACAAUGGAGGCUCUUCGUAACAUGUCCUCACCUACAGCUCAGGUCAUCCGUGAUGAAACCCGUAUCACUAUUCCCAACAAUCAGGCAGUCCCUGGUGAUAUUAUGAUAUUUGAAGAUGGAGAUGUUAUUGGUGCUGAUUGCCGUCUGUUCGAGGUCUUUAACCUCGAGACUGAUGAAGCCUUGUUGACUGGAGAGUCUCUGCCGGUACAAAAGAAUCUGUCGCUGAUCGAGAAGGAAGAUGAAGCUCUCGGCGAUCGUGUGAACAUGGUUUUUGCUUCAACCACAGUUGUCAAAGGCCGUGCUAAGGGCAUCGUGACUAACACCGGAAUGAAGACGCAGAUUGGGCAAAUUGCGACUUCGCUUAUGAGCGUUGAUAGUAACGAGCAGACCCCAUUACAGAAACGUUUAAAUAAGAUGGCCUACUUUGUCUUCCUGGCGGCUAUUAUUUUGGUGAUCAUUGUGUUCGGCGUCCAUAAGUUCAAGUAUUCGAGCGAAGCGGCCAUCUACGCCAUCUCUGUAUCUAUUGCCAUCAUUCCUGAAGGCCUAGUUGCUGUCGUUACGCUGACUAUGGCUUUCGGUGUAAGCCGCAUGGCCGGCUUCAAGGCCAUUGUCCGUCGUCUUUCUAGUUUGGAAAGUUUAGGUGCUGUCACCAACAUCUGCUCUGACAAGACCGGAACAUUAACUCAGUCUAAAAUGGUUGCUGUCCGUAUGUGGAUCCCUGGCGAGGGCUUCCAUAGAAUUACAGGAACAGGCUUUUCCCCUGAGGGCGAAAUCUAUCGUCAAGUUAGAUUGAUCCAGGACGCAUCUCAAACCAACGAGGAGCUUGUCCCUGUAGGCGCCGGCUCUGAUCAUUAUACCCGCCUUAUCCAAGCCGCUUCUCUCUGCAACAUGGCAGAAAUCCGUCGUACAAAUCAUCCUGAGGUGCAUGGCGAAUGGACAGCUAUCGGUGAUCCCACUGAGAUUGCUCUUCAGGUCUUGGCUCAUAAAGCUGGUUUGUCCAAGCCUGACCUUGUCGAGAAAGGAUUCAAACUGGUGUGCGAAUUCCCUUUUGACUCUAGUGUUAAACGCAUGUCUGUUCUCUUCCAGGCACCUCCUACAGCCGAUUCACCCGGUGAUCACUACAUCUUCAUGAAGGGCGCUACCGAGCGUGUGAUUGGAUCUUGCACCUCCUGGCGCGAGGGUAAUGUUGAGCAUAGGCUUGAGGAAGAAAAGGGUGGCGAUCGCGCUCGAUUUGAGAAAAUGGUUUUUGACAAUAUGGACACCUUGGCAGAGAAAGGCCUCCGAGUUUUAACUUUGGCCUAUCGUAAGUUUGAAGCCGUUCCUGGUGUUGAUCUGGUACAUGGGCUGGAGCGUGAUGAAGUGGAGUCCAACAUGACUUUCCUUGGCUUGGUCGGCAUUUAUGAUCCGCCUCGUGCGGAAUCUCGCCCUGCUGUGCUUCAGUGUUAUGAGGCUGGAGUUCGUGUCCACAUGUUGACGGGAGAUCACCCUUCGACCGCAGCAGCGAUUGCCAAAGAGGUCGCCAUUAUCCCUGAAGAUGUCCCUAUUGUUAAUAAUCCUUUGAUUAUGACUGCAGCUCAGUUCGAUGCUAUGUCGGACGAGGAUAUUGACAAAUUGCCAGAGCUGCCUCGUGUCGUUGCCCGUUGCUCGCCCAACACCAAAGUCAAAAUGAUUGCUGCGCUUCAUCGGCGUAAUUUGUUUGCUGCAAUGACUGGAGAUGGUGUCAACGACUCCCCUUCACUUAAAGCCGCCAAUGUUGGUAUUGCCAUGGGCCAGUCUGGCUCGGAUGUUGCUAAACAAGCCUCGGAUAUUGUAUUAACAGACGACAACUUUGCAACAAUUGUCAAGGCUGUUGCCGAGGGUCGCCGCAUGUUUGCAAACAUCCAAAAGUUUGUGCAACACUUAAUGUCUGCUAAUGUCGCUGAGAUUGUUGUCUUGAUUAUUGGUCUUGCUUUCAAGGACAGAGAAGGCAAUGCCGUCUUCCCUAUGAGCCCUGUCGAAAUUCUAUUUUUGAACAUGAUCACUUCUUCACCCCCUGCUAUGGGUCUCGGUCUUGAACCCCCAAGUGAGUCUAAUAUGCGCGAGCCUCCCCGUUCGGCUAAGCAGGGUCUCUUCUCGUUUGAGGUCGUUAUGGAUACAUUUGUGUAUGGAUUGGUGAUGGGGGCUCUUUCGUUUGCCUCAUUUUCGAUUGUAGUGUUUGGAUUUAACAAUGGCGAACGUGGAACUGGUUGUAAUUCGCGUUGGUCCGACUCAUGCGAAGGUGUGUUCCGUGCCCGUGCUACGUCUUAUGCAUGCAUGACGCUUUUGAUCCUUGCGCACGCUGUCAACUGCCGUGCUUUGCGUGAGACUGGAUGGAGCAUUAAGAACCUUAUGACCUUGAAGCAUAACAAGAUGCUCUGGCUCAGUAUUGUAAUCGGUGCCCUCUUGGUCUUCCCGGUGUUGUACAUCCCCGGUUUUAACCGAAAUGUGUUCAAGCACUCAGCCAUCUCGUACGAAUGGGGACUUGUUUUGGUGUCGCUGGUAAUCUUCAUUAUAUUCGCAGAGGUGUACAAGAAGAUCAAGAUUAAGGUCAUGAAACCACUCAAUCUGGAAGCCAACAGUCAGGCGGAGAUGGAACGCAUGCGCUCGUACAUGACCCAGCCCGAGACCGAUUCCGUGCUCGAAGGUACUGUCGUCGGCAACGGCAACAGUAACAGGAUCCUCAAGCAGAGGUAGCAGGAAACAGGAACGAGAAGGCAUACUUAGGAGGAAAUAGUAUCCAACACCUUAACGCCUUUUUGUUCUUUUUUUUUUUUCAUUCACUUAUUUGCAUCUUAUUUGCAUUGCAUUAUAUUCCUUGUUAUCCACUUAGUAUC